CGGGAUUAUUACCUAUUGGGUCAACAUCAAAGUGAAACAACAGCCAGAGAAAGGCUCUAUAUUUCGUGACACUCCUUUCCAUCUUACUGUACGUUGUAGUUUUGCACUGGCCAGGGUGACUCAACUGGGUAUUAUGGUUCAGAGAGAAAAAUCUGAGUACCCAUCAACACUGAAGAGCAAAGGAACACUAAGGACUGAAAUGAGGUUUGCCAAAGAUUCCUCUUACAGGUCUUUUUAUUCCUCUCAAGACCCACCAACAGUGACUGAGCUUGGCCAGCCUGUUUAUGUGGAGGUGUUUGUUCUCAAACAUGAGGACCAGGACUUGGUGCUUCUGCUGGAAGACUGCUGGGCCACACCGACUGAAAACCCACAUGAUCCACAACGAUGGAACCUGCUUGUUAAAGGGUGUCCUUUCACUGGUGAUAGCCACAGAACUAUUGUGUUGCCAGUUGUCUCUGGUGAGGAGCCGAUGCAUCCCUCUCUUCACAAACGGUUUGUGGUCAAGCUGUUCUCAUUUGUGAAGCCCCCAACAUUUGAAAACCAGGUGUAUUUCCACUGUGAUACAGAGAUCUGUAGAGGCAAAGACUGCUUUCAGUCCUGCAGCAAUGGAAGACGGAAAUUAAGAAGAAUCACAGCAGGACCAGGACAAAAGAUUCUUUACAGUGUAGCCUCUGGUGGACCUCUUCUUUAUCUACUUUAAACAAGCAGAGGAAAGGACAGCUAUUUCAUGUCAUAUUUGGAGGAACCAGGACUGAAAACAGUUCUGCCAAGAACUAUUUAAAUUACAUGAUUUGUAAUGAAAAGAAAUCUAUACUUUACUAUAAUGGUCUAAAGGUUUCCUUUACAUCAUUUUCAUUCAUUCAGCUCAAGUGUUGCCAGGAGGUCCACUUUUAGAUUCAAGGUUCCAGUCCCAAAACCUGACUGGGUGAGCAACAUUACCACUUGAUAUUAAAACUAGAUAAAUCCUCCAUUGCCCUACUCCAUCCAAAGUCCUGUUCUAAGAAGAAACUCUGAGUUACAUGUACUAACUAGGAAAAACCAAGAGCAGGGAUU
Messenger RNA from Toxotes jaculatrix (banded archerfish), 1053 nucleotides. RefSeq names its product zona pellucida sperm-binding protein 4-like. Gene Ontology annotation, molecular function: acrosin binding; structural constituent of egg coat. The transcript has 6 exons. The coding region runs from base 134 to 700 and encodes 188 amino acids. Gene Ontology annotation, biological process: binding of sperm to zona pellucida; prevention of polyspermy. Lineage: Eukaryota; Metazoa; Chordata; Actinopteri; Toxotidae. The record is from RefSeq and is a predicted model, not a curated record. Gene Ontology annotation, cellular component: egg coat.